This is a messenger RNA of Ilex paraguariensis (yerba mate), 2404 nucleotides long. Lineage: Eukaryota; Viridiplantae; Streptophyta; Magnoliopsida; Aquifoliales; Aquifoliaceae. The record is from the annotation of a GenBank genome assembly.
CAAUUGCUCUGCAUGUUAGAAAAUUCUAGGGUUUCAUAAUUUUACCAUAGCUGUUUUCAAAUUUUCUCCUAUCUCCCCCCACAAUCAAGCCCUAGCCAGGGUCCAAUUCCUAUCAAAUGGGUCGGUCACGCGCUGUUGCUAACUCCGCCGACGAUGAUCCCACGCAAAGUCGAUCGAAGAGAAAAAAGAGUGCUGCAAAUGUAGAGAAUUUGGAUGCUGCAACUGCAGGUCAAGGGAUGAGUGAAGGGAGAAAGGCUUUAUACCACUGCAAUUAUUGCAACAAAGAUAUCUCAGGAAAGAUACGUAUUAAGUGUGCAAUGUGUUCUGAUUUUGACCUUUGUGUGGAGUGCUUCUCUGUUGGAGCUGAGAUUCAUCCCCACAAAAGCAAUCAUCCAUAUAGAGUUAUGGAUAAUUUGUCAUUCCCGCUCAUUUGUCCCGAAUGGAAUGCAGAUGAGGAGAUAUUACUCCUGGAGGGAAUUGAAAUGUAUGGACUGGGAAACUGGAGUGAAGUUUCAGAGCAUGUUGGGACAAAAGUUAGAUCGCAAUGUAUCGACCACUAUAAUUAUAUAUACAUGAACUCACCGUGCUUUCCUGUUCCAGACAUGUCUCAUGUUAUGGGAAAAAAUAGAGAGGAACUCCUGGCUAUGGCUAGAGGGCAUGGUGAAGCCAAAAAAGGAUUUCCAACCCUUGGAGAACUUGCUGUGAAAGAAGAGCCUUCAGUCUCCGCAAGAAUCAAGGUUGAAGAUGGAAGCAAAGAAGGACCUGCAUGUCAAUCCUCAUCUAGCUUAAUUUCUGAGGUAGGUGCCAGUGCAGGUUAUAGCAGCAGUAACACCUCCAUUGGUGCAGUUAAAGGAGCAUCCAGCAUGGUACAGAAUAAGGAUUGUCAUGAUGGUGUCAAAGCGGAAGAUGCUUAUGCAGACAGAACCGUUGGAGAGAAAAAACCUAGGACUUCAGUGGAUGAGGGGCCUUCUAUGACAGAAUUAAGUGGCUAUAAUUCUAAGAGGCGGGAGUUUGAAAUUGAAUAUGAUAAUGAUGCCGAGCAGUUACUGGCGGACAUGGAAUUUAAGGAUACAGACACUGAUGCUGAACGUGGACUGAAACUGCGAGUCUUGCGAAUAUACUCAAAAAGGCUUGAUGAGAGGAAACGGCGGAAGGAUUUUAUACUGGAAAGAAAUUUACUUCACCCUGACCCUUUAGAGAAAGUCCUCUCACCAGUAGAGAGAGAAAUAUGUCAGCGGUACAGGGUGUUCAUGCGAUUUCAUUCAAAAGAGGAGCAUGAAGCAUUGCUGAGGAGUCUAAUUGAGGAGCGCCAGAUUUUGAAAAGAAUACAAGAUCUUCAGGUUUGAUCAUGCCUGACAGUUUUCCUCGCAUAUUUCAUGUCUAUAUACUGCUUCAUCAAUUGUGGAAACUAGAGUCCACCGAUCUAGUUCUACAAGAGUAAAAAAUUCAAUUAAUGCUAAUGAACAUAUUACUCAGCUUCAAAAAACAUUUCUUGUGAUAGACUUAGGUGUUUCGCGUAUUGGUCUGCAGAUAACUUUGUACUAUCACUUGUGGUAACAAUAUAUUUAUGAGACUACAAUUCUGAAAUUUCAUUUGAAAUAAAAAUGAUUUUUUUAAUAAUUUAUGAAGGUCUGGCAAGCUCAUUCACCUAGAAUUUUAAUGCUGGUGUCUGCCCUGCCUUGCUCAUAUGCUUGUUAUUCAUUUGUACUAUAUCACCUGUUCCUACUGUAUUAGGCCAAAUAUUUGUCUUUGUACUAGUACUCAGAAGUUUACUUCCUGUGUGUUUUCCAUGUUCUCUCAGUAAUUUGACACUAUGAAUGUACGAUUUCUUGAAAAGAAAAAAAUCAUAUUCGUGCCUUCUGAAUAUUGUUUUUUAUUCUUAUUUGUCAUAGUCACCUGACUGAUGUUCUUUAGCGAUCUCUUUUUUUGGUUCCUUCCUAGCCCAUAAUGUAAUUUUUGAAUUUCACGGAUUCUGGUCAUACUGGAAUUACUGCCUUAAUGUGGAGUUAGAACUGGUUGGGUUUCCUAGUAGUCCUCAUGUAGGUGGUAACACUAGUUUGAAUAAGGGGACCAAAAUCUGUUGUCCACAAAUGGAUGAAUAAACUUUUGGUCAUGAUUUCUUUCUUUGAAAAAAUUCCUUGGGACUGACCUAAGCACCUUCAGUUAUAUGAUUGUUUUGACUUAUUGAGGUAUUUGUCGUGAUUUUCUUUUUUGGUCAAGCAAAGGUGUCUAUAGUCUGUUGUUGGAUGUCGUUUCUUACGUUGGUUGGGAUCCAAAAAAUUGUCUUACAAAUGUAUACUACGUUUUUAUUGUGUACCUCUACUUUUUUGUGUAUAUAUAUUAUUUGUCCCGUAGCUAGUAUAUCGAUAACCAUAAUUUUGAAGGAUGCUCGAGCUGCUGGCUG